GGUCUCCAGCUCCAGUGGAUUUGACAGGAGCCAACAGUUCAACACAACACCACUUUCAGGAAACUAGAAGUUAGGUGUCGGACCUGUAACUUGUAGAAGUUAGACAUAUUCACGUUGAGUUAAAACAUACAACUGUUGAAUAACGACAGUAUUGAUACAUGUGUAGGUAGACGGCGAUAAUGUUGGACCCUGCGGGAGGAUGAUGAAGAAGAGAUUGUGGCGAGUUGUGUCAGCGUGCCUACUUGUGUUAUUACUGUGUUGGCACCCCACUAAAUAUGUUAGCUGCACAGAGCAACCCCCAGAGGCUCAGACCCAGCGUCUGAAGGAAGAUCCUGGUGACAGGUCCCAUCACAAGGGUGUUGUUCAGUUAGAGGAUGGCUGGGGGUCCCAGUAUGUCCAGCACCUAUCUGAAGAGGAGGUGCUGCCAGAGGGAGAGGAGGUGGAGACACAGCAGCAGGGCCUAGCAGAGGAGGAGGGGGCGGGGACUCCAGGCACUGAGGUGGAGAACAAGGAGCAUGUACAGACAUUGGACCUGGACGAUUCUGAGAAGGAGCCAGAGACGGCAGAACCAGACCUGCCCUCAACCCCGUCACUGAAGACCCCUCCAUGCCCCAUGGCUCAUCCUCUAGUGUACCAGAGGAUACUUUGUCUGAUGUCCCUGUAUCGGAAUUCAGCGAUACUGAUCUUGCCACAGACGACUGUGAAGCUGGAGAAACCAACCCCUUUGAUGAAUCCUGGACCUGCGUGAGUAGCGGCUCCAAGAUCCAGGACCAGAGUCCCAGUCUUCCUGUUGUCCUGGAGAAACUUAACAAUGCUCGAGGAAAAGGCACCAAGACCGACAUAGACCCCCCCCCGGCCCAGGCAGGUCAGGCCUCAGUGGGACUGGCUCAGGGGGCCAACACCUCCCACAUGCUGAAAGAACCGGGCUUGAGCUCACGCAUCGCUACGGAGAAGGAUCCUAAUGUGGCAACCAAGGAUGCGGAGGACAUCCCCACCUUUGACGAGUGGAAGAAGAAAAUUAUGGAGAAGGAGAAGACUCUGGCCACUCACAUCUCCACCAACGGCGGCUCCCACGCUGUAAAGAAGGUGCAGAAGAACUUCAACAACUAUGCCUCGGUGGAGUGUGGGGCCAAGAUCCUGGGUUCUAACCCAGAGGCUAAGAGUACUUCAGCCAUAUUAAUGGAGAGCAUGGAUCAUUACAUGUUAAACCCCUGCAGCAACAAGAUCUGGUUCAUCAUCGAGCUGUGCGAUCCCAUCCAGGUGAAGCAGUUGGACAUUGCUAACUUUGAGCUCUUCUCCUCCACACCCAAAGACUUCCUGGUCUCCAUCAGUGACAGGUACCCGACCAACAAGUGGGUGAAGCUGGGCACUUUUCAUGCUCGGGAGGAGCGCACUGUUCAGAGUUUCCCUCUGGACGAGCAUCUGUACGCCAAAUAUGUCAAGAUGUUCACCAAGUACAUAAAGGUGGAGCUGGUCUCUCACCAUGGAUCUGAACACUUCUGCCCCCUCAGUCUCAUAAGGGUUUUUGGAACGAGUAUGGUGGAGGAGUAUGAGGAGAUCGCUGACCCCCUGGACAGACCAGACGACCAGGAUGACCACCUCGAUUAUCCUCCUGGAUACGUUCCUGCAGAGGACAAGGCUUCAAAUGACCUCAUAGGAUCAGCCAAGYACGUCAUUCUGAACAUGGUGAACAACAUUAAAGUCAACGUGCUGGGGGGAGGACCAGGUGAAGGGAACUUCUCUAGCCAGACAGUGAACCUGACUGUCGUUACAUCAUCUGACCCUGACACCACUACCACCCUCAGCCCAGUGGCCUAUUAUCCUCCUGGAUACGUUCCUGCAGAGGACAAGGCUUCAAAUGACCUCAUAGGAUCAGCCAAGYACGUCAUUCUGAACAUGGUGAACAACAUUAAAGUCAACGUGCUGGGGGGAGGACCAGGUGAAGGGAACUUCUCUAGCCAGACAGUGAACCUGACUGUCGUUACAUCAUCUGACCCUGACACCACUACCACCCUCAGCCCAGUGCCUGACGCUGCAGAGGUGGAGCAGCCUGAAGUACUAGAGGACAUUGAUGUCACUACCACAGAGGAACCCAAACCAGAGCAUGUAACUGAAGAGGAGCAGGUAGUCUCUCCUAUAGAGGAGAAGGAGGAGGUCCAGUCUAUAGUCACCAUGCUGGAGGAGGAGGAGGAGGAUGGGAGGGAGAGAGAGGAGCACCGUUGCCCUGGCCAUCGACAGCAAGAAAGCCUUGACUACUGUGGCCUAUCUUCCUCCUCUUCUUGCUCCUGCUCAGCCUCCCUCCAGGAGUACCUCGUUCACCAGUGUUCCUUUCAGAGGAACUAUACCAGCCAGGAGAGGAAACCAGAGGCUACUCCAGCUCCAGUCACCCCCACCACCCCGUCACAGCAGCUGCCCAUCUCCUCCACGCRCACUCAGACACCCCAGCAGCCACACACUCAGGGGGAACAGGAGAGAGAGCCCAGCUCUGCCCAUGGGGAGAGAGAAGCCAGGCCCACUGACAUCCCACUACACCUUCCAUGGGUUGAGGCAGUGGGAGAGGUAGAGCCCAGUAUGGAGCUGCCCCACCUAGAGCCCAGCCAGACCUCCACCCUGCCCAGACCCAGCUCCACCGACACCUCCAGCUCUGCCGCCAGGCCCACACCUGCCGUGGAGCCUCCACUCCACACCUCAUCCAAAGACCUGCCUGGGCAGAAGCACCCCAUCACUGGGGCAGAGAAAAGCCAGGAGGUGCAGCAGGAGGAGAUCAGGCAGCCUCCCACUGUCGCCAGCUCCAGUGGCCCAGUGGAGCAGAGCUGGGGAACCCCUGUAGAGWGGCCCUGUCCGGAAGUCCAGCCUGUAGAACAAGACAACAUCCCGGUCAUCCACCAACCACAUGUGGCUGAUCCACUCCCCCCACCCCUCCUCACUACCUCCACCCCCACAGAGCAGCAGCAGCCUCCGGGAUCCCCACCUAAACCAGCGGGUGCCGGCGGCGGCAACACUACUCCUGAGGAGCAGAACUCUGUCCCCGUCGUGGUCAUGACGGAGCCUCCCUCGCACGGCCAGGGCCAGGCCGUGGCCACUGAAACCAAGGGGGAGGCGGAGCUUUUGGAGGACCUCUUCACCCCGUCGCCCAAUGGUAAUGGGCAGCAGCUGCCUCGCCCCACCUCRUUCCAGCCCCCCUCUCCUUCCCCUUUAGACUUCUAUGCAGAGCGCCACAACGCCACGGAGCAGGGGAACGGGAACCCGAUGCACGGCUCCACCAGCCAGAAGGAGUCUGUGUUCAUGAGGCUCAACAACCGCAUCAAGGCCCUGGAGAUGAACAUGUCGCUGAGCGGACGCUACCUYGAGCAACUCAGCCAGAGGUACCGAAGGCAGAUGGAAGAGAUGCAGAGGGCUUUCAACCAAACCAUCAUCAAACUGCAGAACACAUCCAGGAUGGCAGAGGAGCAGGACCAGAGACAGACAGAGUCCAUCCAUUCGUUGCAGGGCCAGCUGGAGGKCCUCACACAGCUGGUGCUCAACCUGUCUGUCAGAGUCAGCCAGCUGCAGAGCCAGGUUUCAGACAGGCAGAGUUACCUCCUGCUGUGCCUGGUGUUGUGUUUGAUCUUGGGCCUGCUGCUGUGUGUCCAGCAAUGUCGCAUGACUGCCAUGCAGCCUCCCUCCACAGACCCUCCUAUAACCUACAGCUACUGCUCCCCAGAGAGGCGUUUCUCUGAAUAUGAAGACAUGAGCUUGAAGAGACGAGCCUCAUAUCCUCUCCUGCACUCUGAUUCCUUUCAGUUACCUACCACUGAAGGUGCAGAGUCACUGCAAACUGUUGAACCAAUUAAUUUCCCACCAGCUAAUAAAAAGAAACGCAGUAAGAUGAAGACCGUGGAGACCCUGAAGUGCACUGCUUUCUGUGCUCCUUUGCUUGCUAACCGAGCACCCAUAUAUGAUGGCCGUGGCACCAUGGACCCUCUACCCCGCACGGGGCAUCUCAGCCACCCUGCCUUCAGGGACCCCCCGUCUGAGGGCAGCUCCGAGGGCUCCUCCCAGUCAGACGUGCCCUCCUUCUGCGGCCUCGCUGCUGCCUCCUGCACGCYCCUCUGUGAUGGCCUACCCCCGCCCAGGAGCAGGGCAGAGACGCGGGCGUUCAAGCCUGGGCGCGUGGAUCUCCUGCAGGCCCUGCGGAGAGACGGGAGCGAAGCUACACCCACCAUCCUCACCCUGCAGGACCUCAUCGGGGGGGAAAAAGAGCUAGCUGCAGGGAGGCUGGGAGUGAUGGCGCUCUGAGGUCCUGUCUGACACAGACUGCUCCUCCUUCAGACUCUGGAACACUCAUCCUCUGAAAGGAGGGUUGUUGUUAUCUCUGUAUACAUAGGAGGCUUUAAGCUAGGACACAAGAGACAAUUCCUCUCCUUCCACCUCCUAACCAGCAUGUUAUGUUCUGUCCAUGUUCUCUGGCAAACCUUUUGUUAUGAGGUUAAUAAUGGCAACCUUAAAAGAUAAGUAAACUUUUUUUUUAUACCAAAUCUGUAUUUUGGAUGUAAAUGGCAUGUUCUAGAAUAAAACAUUAACAAAAGCUCAAAAAAUCACCUAAAUAUGUCAUUUUAGAAACUUUAUCUGCAAUGUUAUAUUUCAUUUUGUGCGACUCAAGCAGUUUCCCCUAUCCAUCUGUGCUUAUUUUCCGUGCAGUCCGAGCAUGCGCACCCAGAAAAGUAUUAUGGGCUACACGGAGAAGUAUGGCUCGAGCUGCACAAUAUGAAAUAUAAUGUUGCCAAUAAAGUUUGGAGUGACAAAAUGUAAUGUGUACAACAUCUAAAGACCUGCAUCACUAUAGUGAGAGUGUUGCCAUUUCUAAAAGGAUGUAUUUGGGUGAUUUUAGAGCUUUUGUUUUGCUUUAUCCACACCCUGGCACUGCAGAAUGAGCAGGAGGAAGUCUAUCUCUGGUUGGGGUAAGUUUAUCAAAAACAAGUGAAAUCGCAAAAAGAAUSUCUGGGCACUUCUAUAACAUCCCAUUUACAUUCAAAAUACAGAUUUGGUAAAAA
This is a messenger RNA of Salvelinus sp. IW2-2015, 5033 nucleotides long. NCBI's taxonomy places the organism in Eukaryota, Metazoa, Chordata, Actinopteri, Salmoniformes, Salmonidae. The record is from RefSeq and is a predicted model, not a curated record.